UUCUGGGAGUUGAAGUCCACAAGUCUAAAAAAAUUGCUGCCUCACCAGCCAUAAACCUCACCGCGCGUCACUGGAGAGCUGGGAAAUGGGACCGAUUUGGCUCUGGUGCAAUGGAUGGACUUAAUGACUCUUCCGUGCUAAACAGAACAAUGUAUAAUACAGAAGAAUCCUGAACUGUACUUUAUUGCACUAUACUGUAUCAAGUUUCUCCAAUCCAUUCACACCAACAGUGCAGCUAUAAAUAAAAGUAGUGCUGACUGAAGGGAGGAGGCAAUAACGCUUAGUCAUAUCAUGACCAUUCUAACCUACUCAGCUGCCUUCAUAAACAGAACAGAACUGUUACCAUAGUUAAGCAGCAAAACAGGAUAGCCGGAUUCCCCUCCUUUCCUUGCUCCUGUUUCAACAGCAGCUAACCCUGUAAGAGUCACUGCUGCUUUCCUCUCCCAGUGUUUGUGUGCAACUCUGCUCAACAGAAUCCACGACCUGAAGUCUCUAAUUCAGAAUUUCUCAACCUCAGCAGCUUUCAGAGGUGAGGUUUUCAUACUGGCUGGGGAAUUCUGGGAGUGUUGCUGAGGGUUGAAAAGCACUUCUCUCAUUUAUGGGAGCAAACGUGCCGUUUUCAUUCACUGCAAACAUUCUACAUAAGUUUCCACUGGAUUCCUUUCUGCUAUGUAAGUUUGCAGUGAGACAAUAAAGGAUGAUGACCAUCGGGUUGGCUCUUGGCCAUUAACGCUGAGAUGCUUCCCAGGCUCCGUCCUCAAUGCUGCAGCAGCUUGAACAGCAUCGGAAUCCGAAACUGAUACAGUCGUGUGGGUAUUUCGGGGUGAAUCUCGAGAUUCCGAAUUGAAAAGCCACGGAACAAUCCAAGAGGCAGACCGAUGAAUGGAAGAAUCUAUCCACUUUUUCCCGAUCCAGGAUCGUUCGUGAAUUAUUAUUUUUUUCGCCCCUGUUUUGUUUUUUCCUCCUUCUCAUUUGGUUAGCGAGCUCCCAGCUGGAACCAGUUCAGCAGCUUCUGGUGACGCGCGUCCCAUUGCCGGUUACCUGAGCUGGCCACGUGAGCGCCACAUCAUCGGGGAUUUUGAUAUUGAAAGUCACCGAAAGAAGGAACCAGAAAAAGAGCCUGGUCCGAGACCGAGGAGAGAGGGACCUCUGCUCCGGGGCUGAGAUCGCGUGGGCCAGCAAGCCGCGAGAGCCUCCGGGGCCACCCUCCGUGGGCUGCUUUCCCACCCCCGCAUCUCCCUCCAGCGCGCUUCGAGGCCCCAGGCUUCUGCGCUGAGCCGGCCGGGUCACUCAGGGACGCGGGUCUUUCGCGGGCUCCGGGCAGGGCAGCAGCGGUGGCGGGCUGGCGCUCGGAAGGAGUGCGCGGCGCUGGCGGGGGAAGAUGCUGCAGUCGCUAGCGGGCAGCUCGUGUGUGGAGAGGCACCGCUCCGCCUGGUGCUUCGGCUUGCUGGUGCUGGGCUACCUGCUCUACCUGGUCUUCGGCGCCGUGGUCUUCUCGUCGGUCGAGCUGCCCUACGAAGACCUCCUGCGCCAGGAGCUGCGCAAACUGAAGCAGCGCUUCGUGGAGGAGCACGAGUGCCUCUCGGAGGAGCAGCUCGAGAGCUUCUUGGCGCGCGUCCUGCAGGCCAGCAACUACGGCGUCUCGGCGCUGAGCAACGCUUCGGGCAGCUGGAACUGGGACUUCACCUCGGCGCUUUUCUUCGCCAGCACGGUGCUCUCCACCACAGGUUAUGGUCACACUGUGCCUUUGUCAGAUGGAGGAAAGGCCUUUUGCAUCAUCUAUUCAGUUAUUGGGAUUCCCUUCACCCUGCUCUUCCUGACAGCAGUGGUGCAGCGCAUCAUAGUUUAUGUCACCAGGCGGCCUGUACUGUAUUUCCACAUCCACUGGGGAUUUUCGAAGCAAAUUGUGGCCAUCAUCCAUGCCGUGAUUUUGGGCUUUGUGACCGUCUCAUGCUUUUUCUUUAUCCCAGCAAUAAUAUUUUCUGUCCUGGAAGAUGAUUGGAACUUUCUGGAAUCAUUUUAUUUUUGCUUCAUUUCUCUCAGCACCAUUGGUCUUGGCGACUAUGUUCCAGGGGAAGGUUAUAACCAAAAAUUCAGAGAGCUAUAUAAAAUAGGAAUUACAU
Thamnophis sirtalis is the source of this 2123-nucleotide messenger RNA. NCBI's taxonomy places the organism in Eukaryota, Metazoa, Chordata, Lepidosauria, Squamata, Natricidae. The record is from RefSeq and is a predicted model, not a curated record.